Falco peregrinus (peregrine falcon) is the source of this 2728-nucleotide messenger RNA. It is a transcript of the gene PRNP, whose product is annotated as prion protein. Lineage: Eukaryota; Metazoa; Chordata; Aves; Falconiformes; Falconidae. The record is from RefSeq and is a predicted model, not a curated record. Gene Ontology annotation, cellular component: membrane. Gene Ontology annotation, biological process: protein homooligomerization.
GGCCAGGCUGUGCAGGGCUGGGCUGCGCAGAAGCCAGCUCCUCCCUCUUGCUAUUUAUUCCUCCCCGUAGCUCUGUGGCCGAGGCUGAAUCACCCUGAACCGAGCAAGCAACGGGCUCCCAGACGCCAUGGCCAGGUUCCUCGUCACCUGCUGCCUGGUGGCCCUGCUCCUCGGCGCUUGGACUGACGUCGCCUUCUCCAAGAAGAGCAAAGGCAAACCCAGCGGAGGCAGCUGGGGCACAGGGAGCCACCGCCAGCCCAGCUACCCCCGCCAGCCCGGCUACCCCCAAAAUCCUGGCUACCCCCACAACCCGGGCUACCCCCACAACCCAGGCUACCCCCACAACCCAGGCUACCCCCACAACCCGGGCUACCCCCACAACCCGGGGUGGGGACAGGGUUACAACCCAUCCAGCGGAGGCAGUUACCACAACCAAAAGCCAUGGAAACCCCCCAAAUCCAAAACCAACUUCAAGCACGUGGCCGGGGCGGCGGCGGCGGGCGCCGUGGUGGGAGGUUUGGGUGGCUACGCCAUGGGACGUGUCAUGUCGGGGAUGCACUAUCGCUUUGACAGCCCUGAUGAGUACCGAUGGUGGAAUGAGAAUUCAGCUCGUUACCCCAACCAGGUUUACUACCGGGAUUACAGCAGCCCCGUCUCGCAGGACGUCUUUGUCGCCGACUGCUUUAACAUCACGGUGACCGAACACAACAUUGGACCCGCCGCCAAGAAGAAUGUCUCAGAGGCUGGUCCGGCGGCGAACCAAACGGAGGUGGAGCUGGAGACCAAGGUGGUGACGAAGGUGAUCCGGGAGAUGUGCAUCCAGCAGUACCGUGAGUACCGCCUGGCCUCCGGCAUCCGGCUGCACCUCGCCGACGCCUCCCUCGCUGCCCUCCUCCUCCUCACCCUCUUCGUCAUGCACUGAUGUGUCCCGGAUCCCCACGGCUUCGAGAUGUCACCUGUCCCCCCAUGGGGACCCCCAAACCCUCCCCGUUCUUGCUUGCGGUCGUCGUUGGUGAAGAGCCCUUGGGGCACACAGAUACUCCCCAUCACCUCCCCAGAGGCUCCGGUUUAAGCAACUGGAUGAAAAUUUCCUUCUCCACUCCAAAUGCGUCCCCGGCGUGGCAGGACAGCGACGGAGCUGGAAGCACGAAAAAAUGGCCUUCACCACCUCCUCCUCCUCCUCCUUGGGGCCACCCUGAGAGGGACUGAGCAGAGAGGAGCUCACGCAGUCCUCAGCAUUCCUGCAAGAGCGUUUCCGAAAAUCCUCUUGGCUAACAAGCAGGGUUUUAUCUAAUCCCCUUAGUCCCGCUGCCACCAAAAGCCCCUCUCCCCAGGGCAUGCUGCAUUGCGCCCCAGCACCUAUACACCCCCCAGGGGUUUUAGGAGGGUCAGGUUAUGGGUUUUCCAAGCAACAAGCUGCCAGGUUGCAAUUUUAACCCUUUAAUCCUAAAAACCAUCCAUCCUUCCUCAUGUACAUACCCCACCCGCUCCGCACCUUGCAUGCUGCAAAUACUUCCUGCAGCAAUAGGCAAAAAUAAUAUUAUUCUUUUUUUUUUCUUCCCCCGCCCCCUGCAGCGAGGCUGAAGCCCCCGGCCGGGUUUUGGCUGGCUCCUGCGCCGCUUUGCUUUGGGUUGAGCCUCACUGUGUUUCGUAGCCUACCUAAAGGCAAAAAGUGCUGCUGAACGCUCCAAAAAAUCCUACAAAGCAGUAACGUUUGGCGCGUCACAGCCCAAGAAAAAGCUGGGUUGGAUGCUCGAUAGGUGACAAGUCACGCUCACACUUCGGCACCUUGACCUAAGGGAUGUAAAUACAGCAAAAAGGAUGCUCGGGGGGUGUGGCGGGGGGUCGAGCACGUAGCGAGAGACAUAAAUCAGCUAAAUCAUAUGGUUACAGCAAACAGCAUCGGGAAAAGCAAUGGGAUGGGAGAUACUUUAAAAAAAAAAAAAAAAGUGAUUUGCAAGUGAUUUGUUUGACAGGCGGAAGCGGUGGGUGAAAUUUUUGCUUCUCAUCUUUGGGCCGAUGCUGGGUUGCAUGUAACCUGUAGCAUCUGCCAAGCUGUGCUUGUUGAACCGGUCACCCCGAGUUCUAUUUAAUAUCUCUUGUGUAUUUUAUUUUUUUUUUUUUUUUGCAAGGCACUGAAUGACACCGUCCUAAAUGAUUUUUCGCAUCGGUGUAAACUAAGUGAAGAAAUAUAUAUAUAUAUACAUAUAAAAAAACCAAUAUAGAGAAAUCUUUCAGGAUAUUCACCAGAAAAGCAGGGCUUUGAGGUAACUCGUACUUUGUGAUACGCGAAUGUUUUGUAAAUCCGUAACGGUGCAUGCAUGAGAUUUGCCGUUCCAAUACUUUUCUAAGUGUUCGACGUCUGGUACAAAUUAAAAUGGAUAAAGCCAAGAUGCACGUCAGCCUCCUUCGUGCAAGCAGCUCUUGUUCGGCCCCGCAGCUCCAGGGACAGAAGUGGCAUUUUUUGCCCUGCCUGUCCCUGCUUCCCCAGCCUGUGGGCGCCUUUGUUCCCUUUCAGCACUAAAUUCGGCCUAAACCCCACAAUUUCUGUUAACCUCUUCUCCUCCCCUGCUCCCACGAACGGCAUCGCUCCCAUCCAACAACUAGUUCCUAAUAAAGCCAAAGCGCUGGUUGGGGCCAGGGAUUUCUUCUCCCCAUAGAAGGUCAACACCCAUUUAUACCUUGUAUUUACUCCAUCUAUUUUCUGUCUAAUAAAAGAGUUUCUACA